Molecule: messenger RNA, 1544 nt
Organism: Chelmon rostratus (copperband butterflyfish)
Lineage: Eukaryota; Metazoa; Chordata; Actinopteri; Chaetodontiformes; Chaetodontidae
Exons: 5
Coding region: 11-1051 (346 amino acids)
Biological process (GO): response to bacterium
Source: RefSeq, a predicted model, not a curated record
UUUCAGCGACAUGACUUCUCCGAUGCUCGCUGUGUGUGUGACAUGGCUGCUCUUGGUGAUGAUGGCCGAUACGACGGCAUUUAAUCUAUCAUCAUCUUUACAUGUCGUGUUUGGAAGCAUUGGUGAAGACGUGACUCUGCAAUGUUUCUACGAAGACAGUAAAACAGUAAUGUUAUACUGGUACAAACAAACUUUGGGACAGAAACCACAGCUGCUGUCCAAAUUCUAUAAGCAUGCCGACAACAAUGCUUUGAAUGGUGAAUUUAAGAACGAUCCACGCUUUGAACUGGUAACUACCACUGGGCAAUAUCACUUGAAGAUCUCAGAUGUGCAAUAUUCAGACUCAGCAACUUACUACUGCAUCAGUGGCUUUUCAUACGUGUAUGAAUUCUUGGAUGGCACUAUUAUCCACAUAAAGAGUUCAGGUGUGAACAUCCCAGCUUUGGUCCAUCAGUCAGCAUCUGACACCAUCCAGCCAGGAGGCUCUGUGACUCUGAACUGUACAGUACACACUGGGACCUGUGAUGGAGAACACAGUGUUUACUGGUUCAAAAACUCUGAAGAACCUCAUCCAGGACUCAUUUACACCCAUGGAGGCAGGAAUGAUCAGUGUGAGAGGAAACCCAACACACAAACACACACCUGUGUCUACAACUUGCCAAUGAAGAGCCUGAAUCUGUCUCAUGCUGGGAUCUACUACUGUGCUGUUGUCUCAUGUGGACACAUCGUGUUUGGAAACGGGACCAAGCUGGACUUUGAAGAUGAGGCAGACUCUCUCAUCUUGGUGUAUUUCUUGAGCGGAGCUUUGGCAUUCGCCACCAUCCUGGUUGUUUUCCUGGCUUACACAGCUUAUACAACGUACAAGACAAAUGGCUGCCAAUGCACAGACUCUCAAACAAGAUCCUCAGCUGCCGCGGCGUCCAAUGCUGAGGGUGACGAAGAUACAGACAACCUCCAUUAUGCUGCUUUAAGGACCAACACAGCCAACAGAUCAACAAGACAGAGAGACGACACCUGGACUGAAUGUGUGUACUCCAGUGUUCGGCAGUAGAACUGCAGCAUGUUUCAUGUUGGGUCUGUGUUACUAGAAGUGGGCAUUUUGUCAGAUUUCAACUCCACGUACUGAAUGUAAAGAUUCAUCUUGCAAAGCACCAAUUAAACACAUUCCUUCAGCUACAGUUAAGCCAGGUUUCUUUGAUGUGAUGGAGGUGCCAUAUUUCCACUCUCACUGCACUGACAGUAGCUGACAAUGCUCCAACACACAGCCACACAUAACUGAUGCCUGUGGUGAUUGUGGCCUCAGGUCCUCUAUAGAGGAAAAUGAACAGAAAAACAAAGCCAGCACCCGCGACUAAAGUCAUGAGGGCCUUUAUUCUUUUACAAAGCAAACCGUCAUCAUUGACAGUCUGUACAUGUGUAGCGUUUGCCCCUCCACACAACCCACGCCAUUUGGUUGUUGUUUGUGGCUACUUAGUAAAUCGAAAGCAGAUCAAACCCUCAGCAGCACUCUCUCAGAGUCAGUGGGACACAAUCGGUGUGGCUUU